AUACGAAGUACACGAGUCGUUUAUAAAAUGCUGUCGAGAUGUUUAAUUAUAUCUUAAUAAUUUCUCCUUCCUCAAAUAUGGAUAAUCUAAGUCAGGAAAUGUAGCAAAAUAAAGCGCUGAUAAAAGUAAGAAAAUAGGAAAAGAAUGGAGUUUAUAUAAAGGAAUUUAUCUCUAGUCAUUCCUAUUCGACGACUUACCCAAUUCUCGUAAAAGCCAAUGAAUAAUGGUCAACUUCCUCUCAUGGAAGAGAAAUAGACUAAUUAUAAUAGAGAAACAUGCUCAUUUAUGAAUUAUAUAUUAAUUUUAGUAUCAGGAGAAUCUUUAUCCCGUCAGAAAAAUAAUGUCCAAGGGGGCAUUUUUAUAGGCAUAUUCUUGGCGUAUGAUAGGCCUGUGAUUAAAUACAUGUUCGCCUUUAUUUAUAGCGAGAAUCCUCGAAUUAGGCUAAUGUUCGUAAGCUCUGUGAAAGGCAUGCAUUCCUUCGGCGCUCUGAGCGUUUCCGCGAGCAACUUUGAAGAUUGUGGCGAAAAGUAGCCGAGAGACGAGUAAAUGCUUUAGGUAUUCUUACUAAACAAUUGCAUUAAAUAUACGAUACAGUUACGUAAAUAUUAAUAAGAAUAAAUCAAUUGUAAACUUAUCCAGCAUUAUAUUAAUAUUAUAAUGUAUCGUGAGACAAAUCAUCUGGAAAACGAAGUUUCUUUGUUGACUAUAUACAAUGAAUGUACCCUAAAAUAACACAUAAUUGAUAAGAAAAAUAUUCUUUAUCAUUAUUUAAAAAUAACCAAUAGUUUUUAGGGAAGGAGCAUCUGGAUGAUUGUUUGUCCCAAGCUAAUUCAAUUUUACAGUACUCACAGUUAGCAGGCGAACAUUUGCAGUUGGUUAGCAGAACUGUAAAUCGUCCUUAAAUUCGACCAACAACUGUCCGCCGUAUCUGUGGUAUUUUGAAAUGGUCUAUAACAUUGAAAAGUUCAAAAACACCUCUUCUAAAGUAAAUUUAGCGCCUCAAGAGUAUAAAGCAUGUAGUAGUCUUGUAAACAGACUAAAACUCUGGAAUAUUGCAACAUACUAUUUUUUUAUUUGCAUUUAUAAGUUGAUGCGAUAGAAAUUUCCAUAUUUUCUCCAUCAAUUAAAUGUAUUAGGGAAAUCCUCUAAGAAACAUAAAAAAAUAGCUAUCUAUUCCGUUAAAGGCGAGAAAAGAGGAAAUAAUAAUGAGUUAGGAGCCUGUUUCGCGACUUAACUAAUGAAAUAAAACAGUAGUUGAGAUAUCGUAAAGUAUAAACAAGUCAAUCUUGUUUCGUAGAACGUGAGAAGUGUUUGUCGGAACCUCUUGCGUUUAUUACGCUGAUUUACUAAAUUCGUAUAAACAUACACAAGUGGGAUUCGAAGGGCGUUGUUGAUUACACAGACACUUCUAUAGAAUUCUAUACAGUGAGAAAAUUUUGUAAACAAUAUAUAUUCGCUACUAAGUCUUGUCUAAACCUCUUAAUAGAAAAGAAGUAUGCAGUACGAGCGUCUCUGCUAAUUAUAAAUCAAUAUUCUACAAAUGCAUUCCGGAACAGGGGUAGCGACGGAUAACAAUAAGACAAAUUAUCUAUUUUGUUCGCCUCAUUUCGCCUACCUGUCAGUGAACCUUUCCACAGGCAAAUCCCCAAAUCGGGGAGUGACGCGCAGAAAAUUAGCCUCAUUUGUUUCAAACUGACUUCUACUCUGUUAAAAGAAUAAAAUAUCCAACUAAAAAGUCAGAAAGGGACGCCUCUUGUAUUUUUUUUUAGUUACAAUAUAAAAGCGAUGCUUAAUGAACGCCGGAGUACUGGGUCAACAACCCAACCUUUGACGUUGAAACGCUCUCUUAAAGUACGACAACCUUUUAGGUGUUUUUUUUGGAGGCUGGGCUGUGCCUUCUUCUUACACAAUUUUUUUUUGAUUUUUAUACUCGGUACUCAUUGCUUGUUUUACGGAAAAAUAGUGACUGACUGCCCGCAGGUCAAGUGCAGCCGGGUGAAGAGAUGCGAUUAGUUAAACUCCUUUUACUCCUCACCACACUAGCUGUCGUAACAUCUACGAAAAGCAGAGGCAGCAGCAGCUUUAAGCACAAAAAACUAUUGAAUAAAGACAAUUACGAUUCAAGAAGAAGUAGAAACCAAUAUGGCCACUCUACAGGAUACGGUAGGUUAUAAAUGUCUUGGUAGACAGAGAAAGCUUUCAUGUAUUUUGUUUUCUUUUUUUUGUUAAAGCACGAAUCUACCUUGCCACCCCCUACGUAGUCUCCCUCUUCUCCCCUUUUAUCAUACUUUCACUUGAUCUUAUCUUAGUUUUCUUUAUAAUUGUUACAGUUACUAAAAAGAAAAAAAAUACUGAAUUUUUUUAGUUCUUUUCUCUAAUUUUAUUUCCCAGGACCUGAUUAUUCUCUUAUACCAAGAAAGAGGAAGGCAGUUGUUCCUGAUGAGCAACGUCUUCUUGAGACUAUCCUCUAUGAUUACAACACAGCCGCCAGACCCGUAUAUAAUGCGAGUAAGACUGUAACUGUGAAGUUUGGUCUGACCCUUACCCAAAUAGCCGAUAUGGAUGAAGUAAAUCAAGUAUUAACAACUAACGUGUGGCUGGAACAAGAAUGGACGGAUGAACGAUUAACGUGGGACCCGAGCGAUUACAACGGGUUAGAAGUGUUAAGAAUCCCUUGUCAAAGAAUCUGGCUUCCGGAUAUUGUUUUAUAUAAUAGUGCCGAUGACUUUACCGAGGGCUUUAUGCAAACUAAGGCUAUGGUUACGUCUAAAGGCAACGUUUUUUGGCCGCCUCCAGCGAAAUUGCGUUCUAGCUGUAAGAUCGACAUCACUUACUUCCCGUUCGACGAUCAGAAAUGCCAUAUGAAGUUUGGUAGCUGGACUUAUGAUGGACAUCAGGUGGAUAUAACCAAUCGCUCUGAAGUAAUCGAUUUGGAUAACUACGUGUUUUCUGGAGAAUGGCAAUUAUUAUAUAUAAAAAUGAUACGUAAUGAAGUUCAUUAUGGAUGCUGCGAUGAACCAUAUCCGGAUGUAACUUUCUAUAUUGUAAUGAGAAGGCGAACUUUAUAUUAUCUGUUUAACAUAAUAUUCCCAUGUUUGUGGUUAACUGUGCUAUCGCUUCUCGGCUUCUGGUUGCCUCCAGACUCUGGUGAAAAGAUAACUUUGGGUAUUACAGUACUAUUAGCCUUCUCAGUUUUCAUGCUGUUAAUUGCUGAGAGUAUGCCUGCAACGUCGGAAUUUGUACCCCUAAUAGGAAUCUAUUUAACCGUUACAAUGGCAAUGACAUCGUUAUCGAUAGUUUUAACAGUGUUCGUCCUUCAACUACAUCAUGUCGGUCCACAUCAGAAGGCAGUGCCUCUAUUAGUGAGAAAGUUAGUAAUCGAGGGUAUAGGUCGUCUAUUGUGCAUGAAAUCGCACUUGAAACACUACUAUACCCGCCAAACGGAUCAGAACAGAGCUGACGAAAUAGCUCUAUCAAAUUUAGAAGACCAGAACAACGGACGACUUCGAUCUCACGUUCCCGACAUACAGGUCGGUUCAGCCGACCGCAACGUCUCAUAUGACGGUUUAUCCAAUCAUUUACGUAUUCUCGUCUCGAAAAGUGGCGACGAAGAUGACAUGCAGGACAUUAUUAAUGAUUGGCGUCUAGUUGCUCACAUUAUGGAUAGAUUUUUAUUCUGGCUCUUUCUCAUCGGGUCCUUCCUAUCGUCGAUCACAAUUCUCGUUUUCUGCCCCCUCACUAAACCUGCUGUAUAAAAACAUGGCAAGGAAUAUAUUGUACUGUUUGCUCGUCUAUUAAGCGCAGGUUAUAUGCAGCAGUCGUUUCUUAAGAUGCCUAAUUAGCUGUAGACACGACGAAAGAAUCGGGAAUGUUUAGCCGAGAUUCCUUCUUUGAUGGGGUGGAGGAACAAGCAAUUUAUCAUGAAAAAAGCUACGAGCCCUCUCAUCGUUACCAUAUUCCCUAAAAUUCAGGCAAUUCUGAAUCAUUUUUACGUUUCAAUCGUUCUGCUAUGUAAUUGUUUGUACUACAUGUUAUCAGUCGAAAAGAAAAAAAUUAACAAUUUCAAGUUUUCUAAUCAAGUUUAAAUGACUACAAAACUGUAUUUUGAGAAAGACACGAUAACGCCAUCUACAGUCCAUUUAACUAGAAAAAGCAUAUUCCACCAACUCUUCUGCCCUCUUCUUUCUAUCAUAAACGCUUACCCCUUCGCUCAUCUUUGCUCUCUUGGGUCGAGUAGACAUUGUUCGAUUCCUUUUAUUCGAAAUCCACGAAUUCACUUGAUUAACAGUAAGACCGCUAAGACGCGACAUGGUUAUUUUAACCAUUUGAGUCAUAUAGGGAUGAUGAGAAUUCUUCGCCCACCAUUCUUCUAAAAUCUUUGUGGCCUUUGGGUCCAGCUUAUAAGAACCGCGAGUUCUACCUGAACUUUUCGCUUUAACUUCGUUUUGCAUUUGCCUGUGAGCCAUAUUAUAAGGCUCAUAUCUCUGGUUAGGCUCAUAAAACAUAUUCGAUCGAAUCAUGUCAAAUUCUUGCUGGAUUCUUUGCGUUAUUGAAAUUAAUCGAAGAUCAUGGUCGAUUUGUAUCCCAUCAACUUUACUACUGUAUUCUAUGUCAUUAGGGUCGACUUUAGAUAAGUCUGCUUGCUUAUGGUAAUAGGAAAGAUGGCGUUGCUUGUAGUAAUAAUUCAUCAGGUCGCUUAUUUGAGAAUUCCUGUAAGCUCUGAUUUCGGCAAAUUGCCUCUCCAAAUUCACGUGCAAGUUAUACACAGUCCUUUCGAUUUCUUCUCUAUUAUUAACAGUAGAAAUUAGAGUAUGAGGAAUAUUUUGUAAUUGAUUAUCCUUCGGUAAUUGAUUGUCCGUUGAACUUGAAGAUUCUUCUGAUGAAGUUGAAGGAAAUGGCUGAGAGCAAAUAUGAUGAACUUUCUGAUCACCUGCUAUAUAAGUAUGUAAAGCUAACUGCAAAGAAGGAAAGAGAGGAUUACACCGAAUUUCAUCCAACAUGUCAUUGUCUUUUAUCCCUUCGUUACUUAGCAAAAAAGCCAUACUUUUUUUUAGCUAAAGUCAAUUCUGCUCGAAGUUCAUUACUUAAAUGAACGGCAUCUGAUCAAUGAAUGAGUUUAGAACAUUGACAGGCGUAUUGAAUUGCAAUCGUUAUCACUUUCCAAAUAGUUUAACGCAAACUAAUUAUGCAAACUCCGCCCAAUAUUUACACUGAGCGCUAACGAUGAAAGAAGGAAAUUUGCUUAUUGUGUAAUCAAUUAAGGCUGGAUUGCGC
Molecule: messenger RNA, 5274 nt
Organism: Dimorphilus gyrociliatus
Lineage: Eukaryota; Metazoa; Annelida; Polychaeta; Dinophilidae
Source: the annotation of a GenBank genome assembly